This is a messenger RNA of Misgurnus anguillicaudatus (oriental weatherfish), 1217 nucleotides long. NCBI's taxonomy places the organism in Eukaryota, Metazoa, Chordata, Actinopteri, Cypriniformes, Cobitidae. The record is from RefSeq and is a predicted model, not a curated record.
AUCAGUUGCAGAACCCUCCGUAGCGACAAACCACUUUCGACAUCAUUAAAAACUCGUGUCAGCUAAAAUCACGCUACUCGGUCAGUUUGGCGCGAGCUUAUGAAGCACUGAUUCGAAACAAACGAUUCGUAAAGGGUUUGAAGCAUCGAUAAGUUACAAACGUUUUGAUCUCGACCAACAACUGUCAACAGGAGAGCAUACAGUAUCUCCACACUUCACAGGCAAUGUUGAAAGCGGUAACCAGGUCUCUGUGGUUAAAAUCUGUCGCUGGUAUAAGAAUGAUGUCCCACCACAGCCCCCUAUCAGGAAAGGUUGCUAUUGUAACUGCAUCAACUGAUGGGAUUGGGCUUGCGGCUGCAGAGGCCUUGGGUCAGAGAGGAGCACAUGUUGUUGUGAGCAGUCGACGACAGACCAACGUUGACAAGGCUGUAUCACUUUUGCGCAGUAAAAAUAUAAAAGUAACAGGGACCACAUGUAAUGUAGGAAACGCAGAAGACAGAGAGAAGCUCAUUAACAUGACAGUUGAGCAGUGUGGUGGUGUGGACAUCCUGGUGUCUAAUGCAGCAGUGAACCCAUUUUUUGGGAACAUAUUAGACUCAACAGAGGACGUCUGGGACAAAAUACUUGGAGUGAAUGUAAAAAGUUCAUUUCUACUGACCAAACUAGUCGUUCCUUACAUGGAGAAAAGAGGAGGUGGGUCGGUUGUGUUUGUGUCUUCAGUAGCAGGGUACCAGCCAAUGCAAGGCCUGGGCCCUUACAGUGUGAGUAAGACAGCUCUGCUUGGGUUAACUCGAGCACUUGCUCCUGAUCUCGCCCACAGUAAUAUCCGGGUCAACUGUGUUGCCCCUGGCAUCAUCAAGACGCGUUUCAGCUCUGCACUGUGGGAGAACGAGAAUGUGCUGGAAGAAGUCCUGAAGCAGAUAAGCAUGAAAAGACUUGGGAAACCAGAGGAGAUAGGCGGUGUGAUUGCAUUCCUGUGCACGGAUGAAGCCUCAUAUAUCACAGGAGAGACCUUUACUGUAACCGGAGGCAUCAACUGCAGACUUUGAAUGCCAGUGUGUGCUGUUCUUUACAGUAAUGUGUACUGAUGCAGGAUGUGUACAUCAGAGGAGCUGUCUGAUUGUAUGAUUCAACACAAAAAAAUCAUUUAUGUGGAAACGCAUAAAUAUUUUGUAAUUAUAAUAAAGUGUUUUUUUGUUGCAUAUUUUGUAAAAAUA